AAGAAAGAAAAAAAAACAAACAAACAAAAAAGUUGUAGUUUACAAUUUCAAUGGUGUCUCGGCUUCGUCUUGUUCUAGAGGCUAUUUUGGGUGCGAGACGGCGUAAGAAAAUGGCGACUGGUGGUGGUCGUGUUCGUGGUGGUGAUGGUGGUAAGAAGAAAGGCUUCUCUGUAAACCCUAAAGAUUACAAGCUUAUGGAAGAAGUUGGAUAUGGUGCUAGUGCCGUUGUCCAUCGAGCAAUUUAUCUCCCGACUAAAGAAGUCGUAGCAAUCAAGUGUUUGGAUCUCGAUCGCUGCAAUAGCAAUCUGGAUGAUAUAAGGAGGGAGGCUCAGACCAUGAGUUUGAUAGACCAUCCGAACGUUAUUAAGUCGUUUUGUUCGUUUGCUGUUGAUCACAAUCUCUGGGUCGUCAUGCCUUUCAUGGCUCAGGGUUCGUGCUUGCACCUUAUGAAGGCAGCAUAUCCAGAUGGAUUCGAAGAGUCGGCUAUAUGUUCUAUGCUGAAAGAAACUCUUAAAGCUCUUGAUUAUCUUCAUAGACAAGGGCAUAUCCAUCGAGAUGUUAAGGCUGGAAACAUACUUCUUGAUAACACUGGGGAGAUUAAGCUCGGUGAUUUUGGUGUCUCGGCAUGCUUGUUUGACACUGGCGAUAGGCAACGUGCAAGAAACACAUUUGUUGGUACUCCAUGCUGGAUGGCACCGGAAGUCUUGCAGCCAGGAAGUGGAUACAAUUCGAAAGCUGAUAUCUGGUCUUUUGGAAUAACUGCGCUGGAGUUGGCUCAUGGUCAUGCACCUUUCUCAAAAUAUCCUCCCAUGAAGGUACUCUUAAUGACUAUUCAAAAUGCGCCGCCUGGCCUUGAUUAUGACCGUGAUAAAAAGUUUUCAAAGUCCUUUAAAGAAAUGGUAGCAUUGUGUCUGGUGAAAGAUCAAACAAAAAGGCCAACCGCUGAAAAGUUGUUGAAACACUCAUUUUUCAAGAAUGCAAAGCCUCCAGAGAUCUGUGUGAAAAAGUUAUUUGCUGAUUUGCCACCUCUUUGGACCCGUGUGAAAGCUCUUCAGGCCAAGGAUGCUGCUCAGCUUGCUUUGAAAGGAAUGGCCUCUGCUGACCAGGAAGCUAUGUCACAGAGUGAAUAUCAAAGAGGAGUAAGUGCUUGGAACUUUAAUAUUGAAGAUUUGAAAGAACAAGCAUCUUUGCUAGAUGAUGAUGACAGUCUGGCAGAGAGUAGGGAAGAAGAUGAACUAUUUGACGAACAGUUACAUAAUAAGGUGAGUGACAGAGGACAGGUAUCUGGUCGUCAACAGCCAUCUGAAAACAUCAACGGAAAGGAAAAAGUUUCAGAGACUGAGGUGGUAGAAACGAUCUGUGAAGAUAAAUUCACUCUCAAUUCAACCGCUCCUUCUGUUGAACAAACGACACCAAGUUCAGAGCACGACGUUCCACAGGCCAAGGCUAAGCCAGUGAGACGGCAGACUCAGAGUGGACCACUUUCACCCGGUAUUUUGUUAACCAAUCCGGAUUCAGAGAAGGGCCAUGGUUAUGCAAGGCCUGAGAGUGAACGCCAGGCGGCACCAACGGUCUCGAGGGCACCCAGCUUUAGUGGUCCAUUGAAUCUUCCAAACCGUGCUUCAGCAAACAGUUUUUCAGCUCCUAUAAAAUCUUCUGGAGGAUUCCGUGAUUCUCUGGAUGACAAGUCGAAGGCUAAUCUGGUUCAAGUCAAAGGAAGAUUUUCAGUAACAUCAGAAAACUUAGAUCCUGCAAGGGGAUCCCCGUUGAGAAAAUCUGCCAGUGUUGGGAAUUGGAUACUCGAAUCUAAACUGCAACAGCCAACAUGUCAGCCCAUUAAGGAGUUAAGUAGUCAUCCUGUGCCACACUCAUUCAUCAUGCCUCAACUUCAAAAUCUGUUCCAGCAAAAUUCAUUACAACAGGAUCUUAUUAUAAGCCUACUGAGUAGCUUACAAGGUACUGAAACAACAGAUGGUUCUCAAAAUGGAAAGUUGCCGCCUUUGCCUCGAGGACCUGACAGUAAUGGAGCUGUUGUUGAACCCACAUCUUCCGAGAGAGAAAGGUUACUACUUAACAAGAUUUCCGAGCUUCGGGCUAGAAUGCACGAAUUGUCGGAAGAACUUGAAGAAGAAAAAUCAAAACAAAACCAAUUGCAGCAGAAAUUGAAUUCAGUCAUCGGUCGCGAGCAAUUGUAAUCAGAGACCGGAACACUGAGCUACACACAGAAUCUUUAGGAGACGAGGAAAGUAUAUUUUGUACACUAAAAAAAACCAGAGAAACUCUGCUCAUGAAAGAAAAAAGGACAGAUUUGGUUCUGUUCUGUGGCUGCAGAAGCAGACAUCGGCCAUUUGUUUCCUAGAGGAGAAACCAGAAAAAGAAAAAACAUAUAGAGUAUAGACAGAGCAGAAAGCUCGUGGUCAUUGUAUUUGCUUAAAUUAAAUAGUCUUACGUUUUGAGUAAGAAAGUUUCUUUUGUUGUUGUUGUUGUAUUAUUAUAGUAACUAAUAUAGGCUUUAUCCUUUUUUAUAUUAUUUUUUGUGGAUUGUAAAUGAAACUUGAUUUGAUGUAUUUGUAUUGUAUUUACCAGAUUCUUUACCAAUAAUCUCAUGGAGUGGUUU
This is a messenger RNA of Eutrema salsugineum, 2617 nucleotides long. RefSeq names its product serine/threonine-protein kinase BLUS1. NCBI's taxonomy places the organism in Eukaryota, Viridiplantae, Streptophyta, Magnoliopsida, Brassicales, Brassicaceae. Gene Ontology annotation, molecular function: ATP binding; protein serine/threonine kinase activator activity; protein kinase activity. The record is from RefSeq and is a predicted model, not a curated record. Gene Ontology annotation, biological process: protein phosphorylation. The transcript is spliced from 21 exons. Bases 51 to 2195 code for a protein of 714 amino acids.